Molecule: messenger RNA, 382 nt
Organism: Staurois parvus
Lineage: Eukaryota; Metazoa; Chordata; Amphibia; Anura; Ranidae
Source: the annotation of a GenBank genome assembly
CCCACCUGUGCCCAGCAUGCACCCACCUGUGCCCAGCAGAUCACCCACCUGUGCCCAGCAGUGCACCCACCUGUGCCCAGCAGUGCACCCACCUGUGCCACUCUGCAGUGUCACACACCUGUGCCCAGAAGUGCCACCUACCUGUGCCCAGCAGUGCCACCCACCUGUGCCCACCCACCUGUGCCCACCUAUGCCACCCACCUGUGCCCACCCACCAGUGCUGCCCACCAGUGCACCCACCAGUGCAGCCCAGCAGUGCUGCCAGUCAGUGCCACCAGUCAGUGCCCAGCGGUUGUGCCAGUCAGUGCCGCCAGUCAGUGCCCAGCAGUGAUGCCAGUCAGUGCCAUCUAUCAGUACCCAUCAUCAGUGUCACCUAUCAGUG